AUGGAGAACCUAACAUUCAAACACCAUAUUCUUCUUGUGGAGGGGCUAAAAGUGACAGACCAGUCAGCCUAUCCAGCUUUCAUUCUUCUUUUUCUGGCAUAUGUUUUCAUCAUGAUAUCUAACAUUGGACUUAUCAUGAUCAUCUCAAUGGAGGAGAGUCUCCAUCAGCCCAUGCACAUCCUCUUUUGCAACUUACCUGUGAAUGACGCACUGGGCACCACUGUCAUUGUGCCACGUUUACUGAAUGACAUUUUCAGGGAAACCUCAGACAGAUAUAUAACAUAUGUUGAAUGUGUGAUUCAGGCUUACUUUGCUCACUUGUUUGCCACAACAUCUCACGUGGGAAUUUUACUGGGCCUCACUGUACGUUUGUCUCACUGUAGGUCAACCAUCCUAAAUCCCUUUUGCGACAAUGUAUCGUUAUAUAAACUGUCUUGUGAAGACGUAUUGAUCAAUAAUGUGUAUGGGCUCGUUUUUACAUUUAUUGGGGCUGUCUUCGCUAUAGGAGGUAUAGCAUUUAGUUACCUAAAAAUUGCUUUGGUGUGCCUGAAAAGUAAAAGCAAGGUAUUAAACACCAGGGCUCUGAAAACAUGUUGCACUCACUUGUCUCUUUAUAUAAUCUUGCUGGUGUCUGGAUUCACUGUAGUUUUUCUUCACCGGCUUCCUCAGUAUUCUGAUGAAAGAAAACUAUCUAGUAUCAUGUUCCAUGUUGUGCCACCUAGCCUGAACCCCAUAAUAUAUGGUUUGCAAACCAAAGAAAUAAGACAAAAGUUUACCCAUCUUUUUUGUAGAAACAAAGUUACAGUAUAA
Molecule: messenger RNA, 810 nt
Organism: Chanos chanos (milkfish)
Lineage: Eukaryota; Metazoa; Chordata; Actinopteri; Gonorynchiformes; Chanidae
Product: olfactory receptor 146-like
Exons: 2
Coding region: 1-810 (269 amino acids)
Biological process (GO): G protein-coupled receptor signaling pathway; detection of chemical stimulus involved in sensory perception of smell
Cellular component (GO): membrane
Molecular function (GO): odorant binding; olfactory receptor activity
Source: RefSeq, a predicted model, not a curated record